UGAACUAUCAUAACAUAACAGGUUUUUUAUUAGUCACUACAUUUGAUAAUUUUUUUGAUUAAAAAAACUAAAAAUGUAGACAAGACAGUACUUUAUAGGCGCUUAAAAUUGUGACUCAUGGUUUUUGUAAAAAAGCGCAUUUUCAAAAAACGUGAUCAUCGAAAAUUAUUCAUAACGAUAAGGUGCUUUUUUAGAUAAAUUUUAGAUAAUAUUAAACCUGAAAAAUAUGUAAACGUCAGUUACUCAGUUAUCAUUGCUUAGUGUACCUUUAUAAAUUUUGCAAGUGAAUUUCUUAGUUUUUUUUGUUAAAAUGUGUUAGAGUCGUCAAAUAAAAACAUAAUAGGCAAAAUGGGUAAAAACUGGAACAAGUUCAAGCUGUUGAUGUGGAAAAAUUACGUUCUACAAAAACGAAAUUUGGUGCAGACUGCAAUCGAAAUAGUGGCCCCAAUUCUGUUUUCCCUUUACAUUGUCGCUAUUAGAACUCUGACCGAGCCUGAACAUGUCAAGGAAAUAAAAUUCAUCCCGUACGAUCCUCUUAAUUGUCCAUACACAUGGUCAAAUAUCAGUUUGUUGUAUGCGCCUUCAUCGCCUUAUAGUGAUAAAAUAAUGAAGAUUUUUGAGAAACAGUGUUCCGAUCAUGGCAAUUUUAAUGUGAUACAAUUAAAGAAUCAAGUUGAGAUAGAGAGUUAUUACAGAGAAAAUGAGGCAACGGUUUUUGGGGCCAUACAAUUUCCAGAUGAAUUCAGUGAGACCAGCGAUCAUACCGAAAUAACUAUAAGACCCACUGCCGAGUUAAAAAGUGCUAAUGGCCAGACAUGGCUUACGAAUUUAAUUUAUCCGCCCUAUCAGAUGCCUGGACCUAGGGAAGCUAAUAACAAUUAUGGCGCAACACCAAAUUACCAUACUGAAUUCUUUUUGCAUAUUCAAAAACUUUUGUACAGUUCGUUGGUCCUCAACCAUAAAGGCAUCAAUAUUGAUAAUUUUGAAAAUAUAAGUGAAAUAUUGGCCAACACAAAUUUGGCACAACCUGACAUUCAAAUGCAACGAUUUCCUUACCCAGCAUAUAUCGACGAUGUUUUAUUAACUGCACUGAUGAGCAUGUGUGGAGUUAUAAUCAUGUUGAGUUUUGUUUAUUCCGCCAUCAAUAUUGUUAAGGCAAUCACCACGGAAAAAGAAAAACAACUUAAGGAAGCAAUGAAAAUCAUGGGUCUUUCAAACUGGCUUCACUGGACAGCAUGGUUCGUUAAAACCUUCAUAUUCCUUCUAAUCUCCUGCAUUAUAAUGGUGUUCCUCUUCAAAAUAAGAGUAGCAGAAACGUCCUUGUUCCCUCACGGGGACCCAUCCGUGAUGAUAGUGUUUUUGAUUUUCUACAUCAUGGCAGUUAUAACCUUUUGCUUCGCAAUCAGCGUGUUUUUCUCCAAAGCCAACACGGCCGGUACCGUAUCUGGGUUGCUAUGGUUUCUCUCUUAUGCCCCGUACAUGUUCUUGCAGGAAAAUUACGCAACUUUGAGCUUGUCGGCGAAGUUGUUCGCCUCGUUGGGCGCCAAUACUUGCAUGUCAUACGGAUUUCAGAUAAUGUUAAUGUACGAAGGAACGCAGGAAGGCAUACAGUGGUCGAAUGUUUUCAAAGGUGUCACGCCCGACGACGAUUUAAAUCUGGGCUUUCUGACUGGGAUGCUCAUAGUGGACAGUAUCAUAUACCUCCUUAUAGCGUUGUACGUUGAAAGCGUAUUCCCUGGGGAGUUCGGCGUGGCGUUGCCAUGGUAUUACCCCUUCACGAAGUCCUACUGGACAGGAAAUCCUGUUAAAGUCCACUCGAGCUACUCCGACGAAGUCCUCGAUGACACCUUAUUCGAGAAGCCGCCAAGCAACUUGGAAGCAGGUUUGGAGAUAAAAAAUUUAAGGAAAGUCUUCGCCCAAAACACAGCAGUCAAUAAUCUCUCACUGAAGAUGUAUAAAGACCAAAUAACAGUUUUAUUGGGUCAUAACGGGGCGGGUAAAACCACGACAAUGUCGAUGCUUACUGGUAUGAUAACACCAACCAGUGGUACAGCGGUUAUAAACGGUCAUGAUAUAAGAACCGACAUGACGGGCGUGCGCGAUAGUUUGGGGUUAUGUCCGCAACACAACAUAAUCUUCGAUAACCUCACGGUCAGCGAGCAUUUAUAUUUCUUCAGCAAGCUUAAGGGUCUCGACGAUAAGGAAGUCGAGGAGGAGAUAAAUAAAUACAUUGAACUUUUGGAGUUGCAACCGAAGAAAAAUUCCAGAUCCAAAACGUUAUCAGGGGGUAUGAAGAGGAAGCUUUGCGUUGGUAUGGCCCUAUGCGGGAACUCCCAGGUGAUUAUGUUGGACGAACCCACUGCCGGGAUGGAUCCUUCAGCUAGAAGAGCUCUGUGGGAGUUUUUGCAAUGCCAAAAACAAGGAAGAACCAUUCUUCUAACCACCCACUACAUGGACGAAGCUGAUCUUCUAGGAGACAGAAUAGCAAUUAUGGCCAAUGGGGAGCUGCAAUGUUGCGGUUCGAGUUUUUUCCUAAAAAAGAAAUAUGGCGCUGGGUAUCACUUGAUAAUGGAGAAAUCCAAGGAGUGCAAAUCUUGGGAAGUGACGGCAUUGUUGAAGAAAUACAUUCCAAACAUUGAGGUUGAAGGAGAUGUUGGAUCCGAAUUAACAUAUUCAUUGGAAGAAGAACAGUCGCAAGUAUUUGAAUCUAUGUUGAAGGAACUGGAAAAUAAUUUUGAAAAGCUAGGAGUAAGGAGUUAUGGAAUUUCUCUCACCACUUUGGAAGAAGUGUUUUUAAAGGUAGGAGCCGAUCAUAUCCAGGAAUCAAAUCAAAGUGACACAGAGUCUACAAAGGACAUGAGAUUGGAUAUUCCAAGCUCCCCCAGCACCAAACUGACAGGUCUUUCCCUGAUGGUAAACCAAAGUUAUGCCAUGCUCAUGAAAAAAUUCCUCUCUGCUAUAAGGUCUUGGAUUAUGCUUUUUCUGCUGUUAAUAUUACCGGUGAUUUUCUUGAUAAUCACAAUGGUAAGCGCUAGAACGGCCGGAGCGAAAAUUGAGUUGUCAAUGUUGAAAUUAAACAUGGAUAAAUGGAAAAAAUCUUCUGUGCUAACGGAAGGUCCGAGUGAUAACGCCUAUUUAACCCAGUACAAAAAAUGGUCUGGGAACAAUAUGAAUUUCAUUAAUGUUGCGGAUAUCGAAGCUGAAGCCCUUCAAAAAAGAAAGGAUAUUCCCAGCACUUUCAGAUAUUAUUACAUAACUGGUUUAAAAUAUUUUAAAGAUAAUGAUAAUGAAAACUUGACCGCAUACUUUAACAACGAUGCCUAUCAUUCCCCUGGUAUUGCGUAUAGUUUAAUUUUAAAUGCUGUUUAUUCUGCUAAAACUAAUAAAACAUUGUCAUUUAAUAAUUUUCCUCUGCCACCCACAAGCGAAACACAGAUAAAAGAAGCAACUGCUUUUAGUGCUGUAUCAUUUGGUUUGCCCUUCAACAUAGGAUUUAGCAUGUCCUUUGCAUGUUCAAUCUUUAUAAACUUCAUCAUAAGAGAACGGGUCUCAAAUUCCAAACAUCUACAACUGGUUUCGGGCGUGAAGGCUUUCAUCUUUUGGAUUGUUACAUUCGUUUGCGAUUACAUCAUAUUUUUGUUGAUGGUUGUUAUGUUGAUGUUAACCUUGUUGUGUUUCCAAGAAGACGGGUUCACCAGUGCGGAAGAUUUGCAGAGAUUUAUAAUUCCUUUCAUCCCCUUCGGGUUCGCUUUGCUGCCUUUCUUGUACUGGGCCGGAUUUAUGUUCAAGACCCCGCAAAGCGGUUACACCAAAAUAACCAUGCUUUCGGUUUUGCUGGGUUGCAUAGGAUACAUGGUUGUAAAGGUGCUGUUGGUGCUUUUGGAUGAAGAAGCUUGGAGUGAAGGUUUGGGCUACGUGUUCCUGUUGAUUCCGCAUUAUGCCUUGAUGUGCGCCAUUGGAGAUGGCUACUCCAUAUACAAAACAAAUAAGGUUUGUGCAAUGUACACUGAAGCAGGGGCUGGCUCGCCGGCUGGCAGUUGUCCAGAUCCACCAGAUACAUAUUUCCAAUGGACCAUCCCAGGUAUGGGAAUGAACCUUGCUUAUUCCAUGAUUUCUGGGUUUGUGAUGAUGCUCGGACUUAUCAUAUACGAGUACAAAAUACUGACAAACGUGGUAUACAAGUUAAAGCUAAAAUAUUUCAAACACCUACCAACCAUCGAAGAUGACAUGGAUAGCGAUGUAUUGGAGGAAAAAAGGGUUAUUAGUGACAAACCAAUUGAUCAACUCAAAAACGAGUACACGUUCGUAAUGAAGGAUGUCACAAAGUAUUACGAUAAUUUACUUGCUGUGAACGGGUUGUGCUUGGGAGCUAAAAGCCAUGAAUGUUUUGGACUACUAGGUAUAAAUGGUGCAGGUAAAACCACGACAUUCAAAAUGAUGACUGGAGAUAUAAAAAUGUCUCACGGUGAUGCCUGGAUAAACGGAUACAGCAUAAAAAGCGAAAUCAAGAAGGUGCAAAAGUACAUCGGCUACUGUCCUCAGUUUGACGCUCUUUUGGACGAUUUGACCCCGAGGGAGACCAUCAAAAUGUUCGCGUUACUCAGAGGCAUCCCCAAGCGAGAAUGCGACUUAUUGGCCGUCAAACUGGCGGAAGAUUUCGACUUCACGAAACACAUCGACAAGAAGGUUAAACAGUUGAGCGGCGGGAACAAAAGGAAGUUGAGUACGUCGGUGGCGUUGAUAGGAGACCCGCCGAUAUUGUAUCUGGAUGAGCCCACAGCUGGUAUGGAUCCUGCCACCAAACGGUUCUUGUGGAACUCGUUGUGCAAGGUGAGAGACAGCGGUAAACUUAUAGUGCUAACCUCGCAUAGUAUGGAGGAAUGCGAGGCAUUGUGCACGAGGAUAGCCAUAAUGGUGAACGGCAAUUUUAAAUGCCUGGGUUCGACGCAGCACCUCAAAAGCAAGUUCGCUAAAGGCUACACGAUAACAAUUAAGGUGAAAAAGCUGGCUAGCAGCCACGGGGACAACCACUCCGAUACGGCUCCCGUGGAAGGGUUUAUCAAACAAAAUUUCCCCAAUGCCACUGUAAGGGAGCGACAUCAAGAAUUGCUCACGUAUUAUUUGACCGACACCGUUUUACCUUGGUCGCAAAUGUUCGGUAUUCUAGAAAAAGCUAAGCGGGAUAAAUCGCUGAAUAUCGAGGAUUAUUCCUUAGGACAAUCCAGUUUGGAACAAGUGUUUCUGACAUUUACUAAACAACAAAAGGAAGAUAAUCUGCUAAAAUAAUAUUUAUUCCAAAAAUCUCUGUUUUAAAAUGUACAGGUCGAGUAAAUUAAAUUACAUCUACUUAAAAAUAUUAAUUUAUAAUUUCACAAAUAAAAUAUAUUUUAAGCUAAAUUGUAUAACUAAUUGU
Molecule: messenger RNA, 5413 nt
Organism: Brassicogethes aeneus
Lineage: Eukaryota; Metazoa; Arthropoda; Insecta; Coleoptera; Nitidulidae
Source: the annotation of a GenBank genome assembly